Molecule: messenger RNA, 3033 nt
Organism: Sparassis crispa
Lineage: Eukaryota; Fungi; Basidiomycota; Agaricomycetes; Polyporales; Sparassidaceae
Product: WSC domain-containing protein
Exons: 24
Coding region: 1-3033 (1010 amino acids)
Source: RefSeq, a predicted model, not a curated record
AUGGGCACCCUCCUUUUGUAUGCUGCAGCAGUCGCUCUUUUACUACCCGUCGUUCCAGCUUCUCAUGUUCGCGCCGGUUCUCACUUGCGCCGUCGUCAAAGUGUUUCAGGACCAAAUCUUCCGGCAAGUUGGACGUCUCAAGGAUGUUAUACCGACAAUCCCGCAUCUCGCACCCUUACUGGAUCGACCUAUACCGACACCACAAAUAUGACUGUCGAGUCAUGCGUCAGCUUCUGUAUAGCCGACUCGUACGUUUAUGCCGGUGUCGAGUACGCACAGGAGUGCUAUUGUGGGAACGGUCUUGAAAACGGGGGUAUUAACACCACUGCCACAGAGUGUAACUACGCCUGCACCGGGAACGCUAACGAGACGUGCGGUGCUGCAGACCGUUUGAGCCUGUACUGGAGUGGUGCUCAACCACCUGCGCCACCCAUCACUGUCCCUAGUGUGGGGUUGUGGGUCUCGCUCGGUUGCUACAGUGACUCGGUCAACAACCGUACUCUCAGUGCGCAGAUAGGUACUCAAGGAUCGGUUACUGUCGAAUCUUGCACAAGUGCGUGCUACAAUGCCGGCUAUCCUUUCGCUGGGAUUGAAUAUGCAGCCCAAUGCUUCUGUGGCGCAAAUUUGGGGAAUGGUGGUGCGCCAAUCUCGUUGUCGAGCUGCGACAUGCCAUGUGCCGGAAACAGCUCCGAAUACUGCGGUGGUCCCGACGCGCUCAACAUGUACAACUAUACGGGUACUGUGCCUCCUCCAACAUCACCUCCCGGUGGCGGUGGCGGCGGUGGAGGAUCCAGCUCUCCUGUGUAUCCAGUGACCAGCGGACUGCUAUAUCCUUGGGCAUACGCUGCUUGCUAUGUGGAUAAUGCAUACGGUCGCGUGAUGAGCUAUGAAUUUCCGGACAACCAGAAUCUCACCGUUGAAAUAUGUAUCGAGGGUUGCGCGGCACAGAACUAUACGCUGGCUGCAAUGGAGUACAGCGUUCAAUGCUUCUGCGCGGAUGAUUUGGUCAACGGCGCUGUUACCGCCGGGGAAUCCUCUUGCGACAUGGGAUGUGGGGCAAAUGCCACGGAAGCUUGUGGCGGGCCGAACGCCCUCUCGGUGUACACCUCGACUGGGAACGUGACCGUAUACCCCGUUCCAAUUACUCUGAACACUAGUCUUCCUGGAGAGUGGCAGUACCAAGGAUGUCUUGAAGAACCAGGAGCGAACAGAACAUUCCCCUAUCAGAACAUCUGGACCGAUAACAAUACGGUUGAAGCAUGCUUAAACCAGUGUGCUCUGUUCGGCUAUCCCGCUGCUGGCCUCGAGUACGGCAAUGAAUGCUGGUGCGGAGACGUGUCUGAUGUUGCUGCCAAUAGUCCCGGCUUUUCAGCAGCUUCAGACUGUUCCAUGGCGUGUUCUGGGGACCCGAUUCACCUGUGCGGAGGUCCGGAGAGAUUGCAGCUCUACUACUGGAAUGGAUCCUUGAAUACCUGGAACACACCUGAAGUUACCGGGUGGUACGAGUUCCUCAUUGGUGGCCUUGUGGUUCCCCUUGUUGCAACACUUGGGAUCAACAAUAAGAUCUCCUUCGUUGAGAAAUAUGGUACGAGCGAAUAUGCUAACUCAACGGGCGCAUAUGAACUGGACCUCUCGCUCACCAAUAACUUCGAGUUGGCAUGGCGCACGAUGCACGUGAAGACAGAUGUCUUCUGUUCCGGAUCCAUUGUUUUACCCGAUAGAGGCGCCAGGCAGAUCAAUGUCGGCGGAUGGAGUCUGGAGAGUACCUACGGUGUCAGACUGUAUACUCCGGACGGCAGCCCCGGUGUCAACGGAACAAAUGACUGGGAGGAAAAUUACGAGGAACUCAGUCUGCAGCGUGGGCGUUGGUAUCCUUCUGCUCUUCUGCUGUCGAAUGGAAGCAUUCUCGUGGUGGGUGGUGAAGUUGGAAGCAAUGGUGCACCCGAACCCACCUUAGAGAUACUACCCACGCCGGCAGGAGGACCCACGUAUAUGUUCCUGGACUAUUUAAAUCGUACCGAUCCGAACAACCUCUAUCCAUUCCUGCACGUCCUUCCAAGUGGACGCAUCUUCAUCGGCUAUUACAACGAAGCGCGAAUCCUCGACCCUGUGACGCUCGACACUGUGCAGGUGCUGCCCAACAUGCCCGGAUCCGUUACCAGUUUCCUUGCUGGUAGAACAUAUCCGAUGGAAGCGACCGCCGUUCUUUUCCCACAAUACGCACCCUACACUGAUCCUGUGACACUUCUCAUCUGUGGUGGGUCUAACUUCGGUAUCGCCCUUGACAAUUGCGUCAGUAUCGUGCCGGAGGCUGAGAACCCUGAAUGGACGAUCGAGAGAAUGCCCUCCAAGCGAGUGAUGACAUGCAUUGCUACACUUCCCGAUGGAACGUUCCUCAUCGUCAACGGUGCUCAAGCUGGAGUUGCUGGCUUUGGUCUCGGAUCUAAUCCUAACUACAAUGCCUUGCUCUACGACCCUUCCAAGCCAGUCAGCCAGCGUAUAUCUAUACUCAACACCACCAUCGUCGCUCGCAUGUACCAUUCGGAGGCCACUCUUCUUCCUGACGGUAGGGUUCUCAUCUCUGGAAGUGACCCGCAGACUCCGGGAUACCCCGAAGAAAUGAGAAUCGAGGUGUAUAUUCCGCCGUACUUGGUCACAGGACUAAAGCAGCCCAACUUCACGGUGGCGGAGAAUGACUGGGACUAUGGUGGCACGUAUACCAUCACAGUCAGCCUCUACCAAGGUACGACCGACACGAUGAGGGUCUCUCUAGUCGCUGCCACAUCCAGUACCCAUGGAAACAUGAUGGACGGAAGGAUCCUCUUCCCCGAGUUCUCGUGCCAGGGCAACACUUGCACGGUCACAGCACCGCCGAAUACGUACGUCUCGCCCCCCGGCUGGUUCCAGUUGUUCGUCCUUGACGGCCCGACGCCCUCUACCUCCAACUGGGUCCGCAUUGGCGGAGACCCCGCCGAGCUUGGCAACUGGCCGAACUUCCCCGACUUCACUCUACCUGGGGUGGGUCCGUUGUAA